UAACUAGUUGUCAGAUGCUAACCGUGAACUCGAGCAAAAAGACUUUUUGCCAAGGCACAACUAAGUCUUUUCGUUUAAAGGAUUCAAAAAGACGUUGCCGCCGGCUUUUUUAAAAGAUUGUUUUUGGAGCCGGCCGGCAAAGAUCAGAAACCGUGAACUCAAAUCCAUCAAAAAUGACACACACUCUUCGAAUGAAUAAAAGUAUAACGCGUUAUUUUCAUCCUUUUUGUUUCUUUUUCUUCUUAUUCGAGCUGGUUUCCUAGAGACCAUCGAGUUCUCGGCUCCAAUUCAACUAGUUCUUUUUCUUUUUGACGAGACUAUUACGAAACACACAUUUUCAGUUUCAAAAAUAUUUUGAAUAAGACACGUGGUCACCCAGACGAGCCCGUGCACGCACUCUCAGCGGUCGAUACCAUGGUGAUACCGCUGACUAUGAAUAUUCUACUAAAUUAACUUUUUUUAAUUUUGAAAAAUUCAAAGUUUAAGAAAAUUUCUCUAAAUAAAUACUUAAAAAAUGGCACCUAAAACACGAAGAAGUGUGCGUUUAAAAGAGAAAGAAGAUUCUAAAGGUAUUGAAGAAAAGGUAGAGCCAGAAAAACUUGAAGAAGAAGGCGAAGAAGACGAAGAAGAGGCAAUGGAUUUGGAAGGUUUGGUAGCACAGACUUACGAGUUUAUGGUUUCCAAGGCUCAACAUUCUAAAAGAAAAGAAAUGGAGAAAGAGAGAGAUGAGCGUGAGAAGCCUGAUUCAGUGUCUGUGGAUAUAACAGAUGUAAUAAAGAUGAGCAGUUCAAGAGAGCAAACUCAACUUUCUUCAGAACUUCAACCAGGUGUCCAAUCAACAGAUCUUUACUUGAACCUAGACAGACCUACGACCAAGUCACUGCACAAUGCUGUCUGUCCUAAACCAAUGAAAUGUGACUUAGAUAAGUUGAUGGCAAAGAGUGUAAUCACCCCAGAUUUUGAAAAGCAUCACACAGCACCACCAAUGUAUAAAUCAUUUAGUACAAGAAAGAAAGAAAGACAGCAAGCCAAAGAACAGUCAGCUGGCCCUAAGUGGUUUAACCUUCCUGCGACAACAAUAACACCAGAAAUAGAGCGAGAUCUGAAGCUGUUGAAACUAAGAAAUGUACUGGAUCCAAAGAGACAUUACAGGAAAAACGAUUCUAAAGAAUUACCCAAGUAUUUCCAGAUCGGGACGAUAGUAGAAGGAGCAGCUGACUUUUAUUCAUCACGAAUACCAAAACGAGAUCGUAGAAAUAAUAUCGUAAAUGAGUUACUGGCUGAUACAGACUUCAGAAGAUACAACAAGAAAAAGUUUCAAGAAAUACAAGCAGCCAAGCAAAGUGGAAGAAAGGGAUUUUACAAGAAAAAGAUGAACAGAAGAAAACCUAAUUGGGCAAGACAUUGAUUAUUAUAGAUCACGUAACUUGACUCAGGACCUUGCGACUUUGUUUGUCCAAUAGAAUCCUAGGUAACACUGACGUCAUAAGACUUUUCCACCGCUGACCAAAUGAGCAGCCGGUCCAUAUUAUCAUACCCAGUGCUUCUCAAGUCGAUGAAGUGGAGUCCUGGGUACGAGAAUGUGUUGCUAGGCCGGACAACUCAUUGGACAUGACUGCGCUUGUCUUACUACGAACUUGUCUCUUGACUUAAAUCAAAGGGAAUGCGGACUCAGAAAACAAAAAUUACGAAGACCGAUGUGAAUUUAAUGGGGGAAAAGAGAUUAUAUAUUUUCAAAACAAGAAUUCAAAUAAUGUUUUCUGAUAGGACGAACGAACUCCGACGUUUUCUUCCACAAUACUAAAACGUCUGGUUCGCGUGCAGAAAUUUGUAUAGGAAACGCAAUUAUUAGCACGUCGUAAUAUUUAAAAAAAAGAGCUACUUAAAAUAUAAAUACUUUUUUGCUUAUCUGAGUUUUGUCGAGAGCACCAAUUCUAAAAAACCGUUUGUUAUAAAAACGUACUUCAGCGCAGCAUAAAGAGAUGCACAAAAUAUCAGAUAUAAAUAUUCCGGCUCCAGUGGUCUGAUUUUUAAACAUCGCUUUUGGCUGGCAAAAAGAGGUGGUCAAUUAAAAUGCUUGUAAUUCAA
Actinia tenebrosa (Australian red waratah sea anemone) is the source of this 2088-nucleotide messenger RNA. RefSeq names its product deoxynucleotidyltransferase terminal-interacting protein 2. Gene Ontology annotation, cellular component: nucleolus. Gene Ontology annotation, molecular function: RNA binding. The record is from RefSeq and is a predicted model, not a curated record. Gene Ontology annotation, biological process: RNA processing. NCBI's taxonomy places the organism in Eukaryota, Metazoa, Cnidaria, Anthozoa, Actiniaria, Actiniidae.